Molecule: messenger RNA, 753 nt
Organism: Orbicella faveolata
Lineage: Eukaryota; Metazoa; Cnidaria; Anthozoa; Scleractinia; Merulinidae
Product: allene oxide synthase-lipoxygenase protein-like
Biological process (GO): lipid oxidation
Molecular function (GO): oxidoreductase activity, acting on single donors with incorporation of molecular oxygen, incorporation of two atoms of oxygen; metal ion binding
Source: RefSeq, a predicted model, not a curated record
UUUUUACUUAUCAAAAUUUAGGCCGGUACUGUCCUAAGAAUGGAGGCGCUGUGGCGUAACGGUAAGCGCGUUGAACUCCGGAUCGAGCGGUUCGGGUUCGAGCCCUGGUCGGGGUCAUUGCGUUCUGCUCUUCAACAAGACAUUUUACUCUCACGGGGCCGCCCUCCACCCAGGGGUAUAAAUGGGGUACCGAAAAAUUUUACGUUGGGUUUUAACCCUUCUAUGGACUAGCAUCUCACCCGGGGGCGUGGGGGGACUUGAAAUAUUGCCUAUUGCUUCCUGCUAACUGGUAUGAAUUUUACCUUCAAACAGAAACGAGGAGUUGAUGACACAGAGAAACUUCCAUACUAUCCUUACCGAGAUGACGGAAAGCUCUUGUAUCACAAACUCAACGAGUUUGCUGACGCUUUCAUUGAUGCGUAUUAUGAAGAUGACGAAGAGGUCGUAGCCGAUAACGAGUUGCAAGAGUUAGUUAAUGAACUGUCAGCUGAUGGUAAACAGGGAGACUUUGGGGGACUGGGCAUGGUGAAGAAAUUCCCAGCCACCAUAGAAACGAAAGCCUCUUUAAGCAAGGUGCUGACCACUCUACUGUGGGCGUUCACUGGUCAGCACGCUGCCACUACUUACCCUAUCUUGGAAUAUGGAGGCUUUGUACCUAAUGCACCACACAGGCUGUUUGCUGACAGUAAUGGCACUGCCACCUUCUCUAAUUUGAUGUUCGGAAACAAGGCUGUAGCACUGGUAAGGCGGUAA